AUGGCAGAGCGAAGGGGCUCAAGUGGUGCCAAUGGUGUGCUCAAUAGCUUGAAUCCGCAGAGGUUCACGUCUCAAAUUCCAUCAAUUGGUGGAAACACGAACAAGAAGGGCGUACCUGGCACGAACGCUGCUCUUACGGACAUGAUAAACAAGAGUCUGGCACGGAACGGCCGGAGCUCUCUUUCAAGACCUGUGCCCGAGGUGCGAAAGUCUCUCCGGCGGAGUCUGCGAUCUUCGCAGCGGCCUUCGAUUGUUCCCGGCGGGGGUCCGUCAGCUUACGGUGCGCUGCAGAGUACCCGCGACCCGCGACCUCUCCGUGACAAAAACUACCAGGCAGUGUUGCAGCAGGAGAUAUUUGAUUAUCUGCAGUCGCGCAAGUUUGACAUAGAAACUGGGCAUGCGAUAUCACUGAAGUCAUUGAAACAGCCCACGCAGAAAGACUUCAUAUGCAUAUUUCGCUGGCUAUACCGCAGGCUUGAUCCUGGUUACUCUUUCAAAAGAUCUCUGGAGACUGAAGUUUAUUCCAUUUUGAAGACAAUUCAAUACCCAUUCCUCGAUACAAUCAACAAGUCCCAAAUAUCUGCAGUGGGGGGUUCUAACUGGCACAAGUUUCUCGGAAUGCUCCACUGGCUUAUGAACACAAGCCAGCGUUUGGACUCGUGUUUACACAAGCUGGAUGAAUCGAAGACUAUGCAGCUUACCCAAGAUAUCACAAUAUUGAACCAGCCUGUCACCACGCUGGAUGAGCAGGAUGAGAAACAUGAACAGUAUGAGCUCAUGGUUGAAAGGCUGUUCAUCGAGUACAUUUCCAAGUGCUACAAAUCUUUUAUUAAUAUGGAAGAUGACUUUAGUCCUUUUAAAGAGGAACUAGAGAUCGGCUUUGAUAGAUUUGUCCACAUCAUCGAGACAGACAUCAAUAAUCUCGGUCGGCAAGAGGAAAUGCUGCAACAGGACUGUGAGAUGUUCGCUGCACGAUGUGAAGGACUAAAGCUUGCACGCAGUAAGCACCAAGCUCUUAAAGGAGACCUGGUGAAAUUCCAGAACUAUAUAAACGCAAUGAAGAACAAAGCGGAAGAUUGGCCCAGGAAAUUAAAUCAGAUGGUGGAGGAGAUAAACGAAAAGAAGGGCUUGAUAAAGGAUAUACAUGCAGAAAUAGAUAAACUGCGGCAGGCACUCAGCCAAGAAGACAUUCAAGAGAUCGAUCAGAUGAAUCAGCAGCGGGACACAUUUUCAAAAAUGCUUGACACAGUCUCCUCCAAAUUAGAUAAUCUGACAGGUUCGGUUAAAAGCCAAAAGCUGAAUCUUGAAUCCUCUUCUAAAGUGUUUCUUGAUACUUUAGAAAAGUUCAAUGCCUCGAUCAACGGGUUUGUGCUUGCAAGGAACAACUUGCAGCAUCCAAUUAAUCCUGCAGAACUACUAAUCCCUGUAAAGGCUAAUAUAACUUUGACUGAUUCCACCGCAAUAACUCCAAGUACGAUACUUGAAGGCUGUACAGAUAUUUUGUCAUCCAUUAAGCCAAAUUUACUCAAAGUGAACAAGGAAAUCGAUGAAAGAAUAUCAGCGCUUCAAACUGAGAAUAACCAGCUAGAGAAAGAACUUCGUGGUUUACGAGAUACUAUAACUAGUAAAGGCCAUAUGCUUGAAUCGAUGGAAAAUGAACUCUCCAACAUUAAGUCUGAAUAUGACGAAUACCAACAGGUCAGUCACAGUAAACUUCUUUCACAGAGAAUAGAAAUUGAAAAAUUGGAAAGAAAGAUACAAAACGAUCGACACAAAACGCAGCAGCGGGUAGCGCAAGCCGAACAAGAGAUUGAAGAUGCCGCAUUUAAAUUGAAAGAGUUGACUCUUAAAAUUCAACAAGAAAGGGUAGUUUUACACAGGAAGCUAAUCAAGGUUAUUGAGUAUGUUGUGUCCUUCAAAAUGGAUGUUCAGGGUUCAAUUGAAGCUCUGCACGACUUCUCGGUAGAACAGCUAGAGUCUUUGUGA
Eremothecium gossypii ATCC 10895 is the source of this 1986-nucleotide messenger RNA. RefSeq names its product kinetochore-associated Ndc80 complex subunit NDC80 (gene NDC80). Bases 1 to 1986 code for a protein of 661 amino acids. NCBI's taxonomy places the organism in Eukaryota, Fungi, Ascomycota, Saccharomycetes, Saccharomycetales, Saccharomycetaceae. The record is from RefSeq and is marked provisional. Gene Ontology annotation, cellular component: Ndc80 complex. Gene Ontology annotation, biological process: attachment of mitotic spindle microtubules to kinetochore. The transcript has a single exon.